UAAAAAUCUAAAACCCUGAAGUUUCAAAAUCUCAGACUCAUACGAUUCCAAAAUCCCUUUGUUUGAUCUGAGGUUCAGUUUUGGUUCUUCUCGAUAGAAUCUCACUCACUGAUCUAAUUUUCAGAAUGAGUAACUUCAGGUUAUUGUUAGCGGAGGCAGCCUUAAAAGGGGUUACAGAAGCUCGAGAUAGGAUAUUUGGGCAUGUGCUAAACCCAACAGGACAACCUUCUGGUAUCAAAAUUCUUAGGAAAAAGCUUAUUGGUGAGAAGGUGGCUGCAUGGUACCCGUAUGAUAUCAAGAGGGAUGAUCCUCUUGUCAUGGCUCGUGAAGAAAAAGCGCGAUUAUCGAAGCUUGAAAUGCAGAAGCGACGUGGAAAAGCUGCACCUAAGAAAGGUCAAGGAAGACGUGCUCUAAAACGUAACAAGUAGAGGUGAUUUCAUGAGUGUUCUUUUUAGUGCCAUUUGAGCAGGUUUUAAGUACCCUAAAAUUGUUGAAACAAGUCUUAAAUCCAUACAUCUAAUUAGUCGUCACAAUAACAUCAUUAGUUUAUCUAUAGCAGAUGUAUGCAGAUAGUUUGUGAAACUCUCCACUUCAUGAUAAAUGUAACUUGUUAGCUGUUACAACUUGGUUUAUUUUUGCCACUGAUUUGAGAAAUAAAACUUGGUAAAUUGAGA
Papaver somniferum (opium poppy) is the source of this 674-nucleotide messenger RNA. RefSeq lists its product as uncharacterized. NCBI's taxonomy places the organism in Eukaryota, Viridiplantae, Streptophyta, Magnoliopsida, Ranunculales, Papaveraceae. The record is from RefSeq and is a predicted model, not a curated record. The coding region runs from base 126 to 428 and encodes 100 amino acids. Gene Ontology annotation, cellular component: mitochondrion. The transcript has 3 exons.